Molecule: messenger RNA, 1562 nt
Organism: Lonchura striata (white-rumped munia)
Lineage: Eukaryota; Metazoa; Chordata; Aves; Passeriformes; Estrildidae
Gene: CENPN
Product: centromere protein N
Biological process (GO): chromosome segregation; CENP-A containing chromatin assembly
Cellular component (GO): nucleoplasm
Source: RefSeq, a predicted model, not a curated record
GCCCGGGGUGGGCCAGGCCAGGUCCGGCUCGGUGGGGUGGGCUGGGGUCGGUCCGUCAAUCAGUCAGUCAAUCAAUCAGUCAUCAGUCAGUCAAUCAAUCAGUCAAUCAAUCAGUCAGUCAGUCACGGAGUUCUGCGCGCCGAGGGAACUGGACACUCAUCGGACCGGACAGACAGCAAGAGCCCUGGGCGGCACCCAGCGCCCCGUCCCUCUGCUCGCACCAGGCCUCGCUUUCCAGGUGUUUCCAUCAUGGAUGAAACUGUGGCUGAAUACAUCCGAAGAACUGUGCUAAAAAUCCCAAGGGAUGAAAUCAAGAUGAUGCUGCAGAAAUGGGGCUUUCUCUCUGAGGCACAGCUGCAGACUCUAAAUUUCCAUCAGAUAAAGGACAACAUUUCCCAAGAAGUUGUUCAGCUCUGUGAGGAAAAUUGUGCAGACAUAAAGCAAGCAGCAGCUCUAGACAUAAUAUACAACCACAUCUACCAAAACAAAAGAAUGUGGAGUGUUUACCAGAUGAAAAAAUCAGGAGAAGAAGCAGAGUAUUUUGACAUAACAGAUUUCAAAAAAAGGUUUAAAAGAAGACUUCGGUCAACCUUGAAAAAUGUCACCAUCACCUUUAAGGAAUAUGAGGAUAAUGCAAUCUGGAUUAGAGUUGCCUGGGGCACACCAUAUAAAAAACCAAACCAGUACAAACCCAGCUAUGUUGUGUACCAUUCACAGACUCCCUAUGUCUUCAUUUCUGCCUCAGUGCUGAAGAGCAACUUACCUCUGCUGUGUCAGGCCCUGAUUGGUGCUACCAAUUACCAUGACAUCCGUGAAAUGGAGCUUCGAAGUCAUUGUUUAAACUCCCUUAAAGAUAUUGUGUUUAAAAGAUAUAGCCAGAACUUCCAAACUCAUACUCCAAAACCUCUGCAAGGAGAUAAUGUAGAACCAGAAAAUGCAGAUAAAAGGAUAGUUCAAGAAAACAGAAGUGAGAAAGAAAGGAUCCACAGAUUGAAUCAGGAAGUUUUUGGUAGUGGUCCCCAACCAAAACUUGAAUUUGCACAAUACAAGCUUGAGACAAGUUUUAAAAGUGAUCCUAAAAUGGAUGUUUUGCAUAAAAAAGAACCAUUCAGAUGUUUGGUCAAGUUUUCUAGUCCACAUCUUUUAGAAUCACUGAAAUCCUUGGCACCAGCAGGUAUGGCUGAUGCACCACUUUCACCACUCCUUACAUGCAUACCACAUAAAGCAAGGAAUUAUUUUAAAAUUAAAGAGAAAAAAGGUUUAUAUCCAGAAAGUUUUGUAAGCCCUUAAUUUAAAACUGAUUCAUAGAGAAAUACACAACGCAUUUAUUACUGGUAUUAAUCUAAAUCAUCAUAAGGAUUUUAAAAAUAAGUUAUUCUCUCUUAAAUUCCUUAAAGUUUUUUCCAAAUUAUGGCUCUGCUUGAAUUAUUUUUCCACAGUUGUCUUUAAUAAAGUUAGCCUUAAGUAAUAAAAAUAGCUAAUUGCAAAAUUAAAGCAGAGAUGAUAGGCAUCUUAAAUUUAAAUGUGAUGACUUCUGUUAACUGUAUUUUAAUAGUAUUUGU